AGAAUAUUCUAUCGCUGUUGUCUGUGUCAUUUAUGUAUCAUUUUAAUUUGUAUGUGUAUUAUUUAUUCAAAAAGUCAGUUGAUAUUCGAUUCCAAUGAAAAUUGUUAUGAUUUUGAAACACGAUUGAUGAAUUUGGAAAAUGAUUUGCGCAGGUUAAAAGAAAAGCAACAAGAAAGACAAAGUGUGGCCUUUACAGUGACUGAUUCGGGGAAUAAAUAUGAAACGAUAACCGGGGAAAAUCAGCCAAUUAUUCUAAAAAACGUACGUCUUAAUAUUGGAGCUGGGUAUAAUUCUACAACAGGCAGUUUCACAGCACCGGUGGAAGGAAAUUACGCAUUUUUUAUUUCUGUCCAAGUAUUCAGAGGAGAUGUGCUUCAUGUCGUCAUGACUGUGAAUGAUAAAUUCGCACUAGAGGCAAUAGCAGGGGUACGACAUGACCCUGAUGAUACUAUUAGAUACUACACUGGUGGCAACAUAGCCAUCAUUUCACUGAAAAAGAAUGAUGUUGUGCGCAUCAAGUCACAACAAAAUUAUAUUUUUUCAAAAAAAAAUAAUACUUCGAUAUUCUGGAAAUAACUUUUCCGGAUUUUUGAUCCCAUUUUAAUUAAAUCUAACAUGUAUCAUGACGUAAACGUAUCUGAAUCAGACUUGGGAAUUCUAACAACUUUUGUUUCAUGUUUGUAUAAAUAAAGCUUUUGCCGUACUUAUCAUUUUUAUGCAUUUUAUCGGAAAAACAGUUUCCCUUCCAUAACUUAACUAUAACCCUUCAAACAGAUGCUAAACACAAAUGCAUACCUGCUUAUGACUUUAAUUAUAAUAUUUGUCGUUUCAGAAGAGAUGGGGAUCAUUGUAUAACCUUUAAUAAAUGUCAAAUUUUGUGUAAACAGCUUUAGAUUUAAUAAACAAAGG
Molecule: messenger RNA, 909 nt
Organism: Saccostrea cuccullata (small rock oyster)
Lineage: Eukaryota; Metazoa; Mollusca; Bivalvia; Ostreida; Ostreidae
Exons: 2
Coding region: 52-576 (174 amino acids)
Molecular function (GO): protein binding
Source: RefSeq, a predicted model, not a curated record